AUGAUGGCCGGCGGAGCAGUGCAGCAGAACGGACUCUUCGCCACCCCGCUUCACCACGGCCAGCAGCCGCACAUGGAGGCCGACCCUCCGGACUCCCGCAAAAGACCCCUGGAGACCCCCACUGAGGCCAGCAGCACCAAGCGCACUAACACGGGAGUGGCCUUCCUGCAGCCCCUUUUUGAAAGCGAAGGCAUUGUUUUCCCACACCAAGACACUGAGACCCAUGAGGAAGGCGAAUACUUCCUGAAGGUUUUGAUCCCCAGCUACGCGGCCGGCUCCAUCAUCGGCAAGGGCGGACAGACCAUCGUCCAGCUGCAGAAAGAGACUGGAGCCACUAUCAAACUGUCCAAAUCCAAAGACUUCUAUCCCGGUACUACGGAGCGGGUGUGUCUGGUUCAAGGCACGGUGGAGGCACUCAAUGGCGUCCACGACUUCAUCGCUGAGAAAGUACGAGAGAUGCCGCAAAGCAGCCAGAAGUCCGAACCAGUCAGCAUUCUACAGCCACAGACCACAGUCAACCCCGACCGCAUCAAACAGGCCAAGCUGAUCGUGCCCAACAGCACAGCGGGUCUGAUCAUCGGCAAGGGUGGCGCCACUGUCAAGGCGGUGAUGGAGCAGUCGGGCGCUUGGGUGCAGCUGUCUCAGAAGCCUGAAGGCAUCAACCUGCAGGAGCGCGUGGUCACCAUCAGCGGCGAGCCCGAGCAGAACCGCAAGGCCGUGGAGAUCAUUGUGCAGAAGAUCCAAGAAGACCCUCAGAGCUCGUCCUGCCUCAACAUCUCCUACUCCAACAUCACCGGGCCUGUGGCAAACUCCAACCCCACCGGGUCACCGUACGCCAACUCGGCUGAGGUCAUGCCGGCUGCGGCAGCGGCUGCCGCGGCCACCGCAUCCUCGCUCCUGGGUCAGGCGGGGCUGGCGGGGGUGGGCGCCUUCCCCGCCACCAUGUCCAGCCUGUCGGGCAACGACCUGCUCACCAUCACGUCCGCCCUCAACACGUUGGCCAGCUAUGGCUACAACACCAACUCUCUGGGGCUGGGACUCAACCCGGCCGCCACUUCGGGGGUCCUGGCCGCCGUGGCCGCCAACGCCAACCCUGCGGCGGCGGCUGCCGCUAACCUGCUUGCGUCCUACGCCAGCGACGCUUCCACCAGCGCCGCCCACCAGGCGGCGGGGCUGGGCGGUUUCUCCCUGGGCUCGCUGGCCGCCGCCACCGGAGCCACCAACGGCUAUCUGAGCGCCACCUCGCCGCUGGUGGCUUCCUCCUUGCUGGCCACCGAGAAGCUGGCGGAGGGCGCCAAAGAGGUAGUGGAGAUCGCCGUGCCCGAGAACCUGGUGGGCGCCAUCUUGGGCAAGGGCGGCAAGACGCUAGUGGAGUACCAGGAGCUGACUGGCGCCCGCAUCCAGAUCUCCAAGAAGGGCGAGUUCAUCCCAGGAACCCGGAACAGGAAGGUCACCAUCACGGGAUCGCAGGCGGCCACCCAGGCGGCGCAGUACCUGAUCAGCCAGAGGAUCACCUACGAGCAGGGGGUGCGCGCCACCAACCCCCAGAAAGUGGGCUAA
Molecule: messenger RNA, 1560 nt
Organism: Nerophis lumbriciformis (worm pipefish)
Lineage: Eukaryota; Metazoa; Chordata; Actinopteri; Syngnathiformes; Syngnathidae
Source: RefSeq, a predicted model, not a curated record